AUGAAGCAGCAGCUAUUGCCUUCCAUGUCACAAGAUAUUGAGGCAACGCCGAAAUUGUUGACUGAAUCAGCUGGCAAAAGCAGAUGUAGCGUCUUCAGAGUGCCCCGGGCACUUGCUGGAGGAAACGCCGAGGUGUGCCGGCCUCGCAUCGUCUCUAUUGGCCCAUACCACCAUGGGGAAGUGCAGCUGGGAAUGCUUCAGGAACACAAGUGGAGAUACCUUCAAAGCAUGUUGGACCAAACUCAAUCGCACGGUGUCGGACUUGAGGAUCUCAUCGAUAUAUUGGCGCCAAAAGUGGAAAUGAUUCGGAAGUGCUACUCGGAAAGCACCGACCGUUUCAGUGGACCUGAUCUUGUGAAAAUGAUGGUUCUUGACGGAUGCUUCAUCAUUCGAUUCCUCCGUCAAAUGGCAGGGGUCAUCCAGAUUGAUCCCUCAUUAAAAAAUUUGUACGUGUUAGCUUCUGUUAUGCAGGACCUUCAUCGGCUUGAGAACCAGGUCCCGUACUUUGUUCUCGAGGAUUUGUUUGAAACGGCAAAUGUUCCAAAAGGAACCUUGUCCUUGGCUGAUCUUGCCUUCCAUUUCUUCAGCCGCUUUCCAGAAGUAUUUGGCAAUGUAUGGGAAAGACGGAGCAACCUAAAAGGAGUGCAUUUACUUGAUUCAUUUUGUCUGAGUUUAAUACCUUGGGAUCAACGAGACAUUUAUCCAUUAAAUAAGAGGUCGUCUCAUCAUCUGAUCAAAUCUGCCUCCGAGCUUCAUCGUGUGGGAAUUGGAUUCAAGCAAAGGGAAGCUAGCACCUUUCUGGAGAUCAAGUUUGACCGCGAGCGCAGAAUCAUUCGAAUUCCAAAAGUAACAAUAGAUGAUCUCAAUUGGAUCCUCCCCAACAUGGUUGCUUUUGAACAGUGUAGUGGCCAAGGGGAUGGGCACAUAACUAGCUAUGCCGCGUUCAUGGGAUACCGAUACCUCAUUCAUACAGCCGAUGAUGUACAACUUUUACGUGAUCGUAAAGUCAUCUCGAAUCACAGCAGCAUGAGCAACGAGGAUCUUGCACAUUUCUUCAGUGACGUGUGCAAGGAUGCUACUUUCUAUGUCAAGGGGAGCUAUCUAGAGUCACACUUCUGA
This is a messenger RNA of Eucalyptus grandis, 1119 nucleotides long. Its product is annotated as UPF0481 protein At3g47200. The transcript has a single exon. Lineage: Eukaryota; Viridiplantae; Streptophyta; Magnoliopsida; Myrtales; Myrtaceae. The record is from RefSeq and is a predicted model, not a curated record. Bases 1 to 1119 code for a protein of 372 amino acids.